This is a messenger RNA of Geodia barretti, 446 nucleotides long. NCBI's taxonomy places the organism in Eukaryota, Metazoa, Porifera, Demospongiae, Tetractinellida, Geodiidae. The record is from the annotation of a GenBank genome assembly.
AGCGCGGUAACUCGCGCCUCCUUCUCACCAUGCUCCCGUCGGUACACCGCGUACUCCGUGUUGCUCCCCAGCGCCGCCAGCACCACAUCGUGUCCAGAAGCAAACCUCACGUUUGGAACCACCAGGUAUUUGCCGUGCCGUCCCGCCAGGCCAUCCGGCAUCCGCAACCGCAGCGUCAGCGUACCGUCGUCAUUGACGGACGCCACGCACAGCUGGCAUCCCGCCGUCUCAUCCCGGCUGCCCAGCACGAAGAACUCGUCGCUGCGGGCGUCUUGCCAGUCCCUGAGCCAUUCCUCAUGACAGGCAUAGCCAUUGGCCUUCAGGUCAUACUGCUUCCGCCACAACUUCUGGGAGCCGAAGCACAACCGCACCCGGCCGGCCGCAAUGUCGGCUUCCAGCCCCGACCGCCGGAACCUCAGGUUGGCCAACCGCCGCCGCUUCCCGUG